UGUAACCGUAAAAAUUUCCAUUGAUAUUAUAAAGAAAGAAACAAAUUUAUAUACGUUUUGAAUAAAUUCGUGAUAUAAUUGUUACAAUGUUAUAACAAUAAAUUAUUCGAAGAAGAAAUCCAUGUUUUUAGAAAGACAUCUAUUACAAUUCGAAUGACGAACUGACCUGCAUGAGACUGAACGAUGACCCAGCAAAUUUUUCUUCAAGACGUGAAAGCCAAAACUUUGGUGGUUACUUGACGUUGGAAUUUGAGAAAUUCUGUUGGAAAAAAUGUCCAUGGAAGGAAAACGAUCUAUAAAAAUGGAUCCAUUGUCACCUGGCCCUUGUCUGGAUAUUAGUGAUGAUGAACUAGUAAGUAUAUCAGUUAGAGAUUUGAACAGGCAGUUGAAACUACGUGGAUUAUCAAGAGAAGAAAUAGUACGUAUGAAACAGCGUAGACGUACAUUAAAAAACAGAGGAUAUGCAGCCAGUUGUCGUAUUAAGAGAAUUGAACAAAAGGAUGAAUUAGAAUCAGAAAAAACACAAGAAUAUCGUGACAUGGAAGCUAUGCAAGAGGACAAUAACCGUAUGAGAGAAGAAAUAGAGUCUUGGCACUCUAAAUAUCAAGCACUAAAAAAGUUUGCACUAGGAAAAAAGAUUCACAUUCCACCUGAGCUAGAAACAAUAUAA
Habropoda laboriosa is the source of this 670-nucleotide messenger RNA. RefSeq names its product transcription factor MafK (gene maf-S). Gene Ontology annotation, biological process: regulation of transcription by RNA polymerase II. The transcript is spliced from 2 exons. The record is from RefSeq and is a predicted model, not a curated record. Gene Ontology annotation, molecular function: RNA polymerase II cis-regulatory region sequence-specific DNA binding; DNA-binding transcription factor activity, RNA polymerase II-specific. Lineage: Eukaryota; Metazoa; Arthropoda; Insecta; Hymenoptera; Apidae. The coding region runs from base 272 to 670 and encodes 132 amino acids. Gene Ontology annotation, cellular component: nucleus.